Messenger RNA from Entelurus aequoreus (snake pipefish), 3795 nucleotides. It is a transcript of the gene sugct, whose product is annotated as succinyl-CoA:glutarate-CoA transferase. Bases 710 to 2068 code for a protein of 452 amino acids. The transcript has 17 exons. The record is from RefSeq and is a predicted model, not a curated record. Gene Ontology annotation, molecular function: catalytic activity. NCBI's taxonomy places the organism in Eukaryota, Metazoa, Chordata, Actinopteri, Syngnathiformes, Syngnathidae.
GACGUUUUAACUUUUCACGAGAAAUAAAAUGUUCUCCUCUUUAGCUUCACUCACUGUGGUUUAAUUUGAAAAGCUUGUACCGGAAAAAGACGCCAGAAUGUCGACAAUGACAUAAGUUAACACAACUCAUUGGAAGAACAAGUUUGUUGAUGACUGAAGUGUUGAUAUCAACCAAACCUAAACCCCCCCCACAUCCCACACCCCGGAUUGUAAAUAAUGUAAAUAAUUCAAUGUAUAUAUACUGAUGAUUAUCUUGUGUGAUGACUGUAUUAUGAUGACAGUAUAUCUUUGUAUCAUGAAUCAAUUUGAGUGGACCCCAACAAGUUGAAAAACUUAUUCGGGUGUUACCAUUUAGUGGUCGAUUGUACGGAAUAUGUACUGUACUGUGCAAUCUACUAAUAAAAGUUUCAAUCAAUCAAUCAAUCAAAAAAACCCUUCCCAUCAAACAAUCAGACGUGUUAACUUUUCACGAGAAAUAAAAUGUUCUCCUCUUUAGCUUCACUCACUGUGGUUUAAUUUGAAAAGCUCGUACCGGAAAAAGGCGCCAGAAUGUCGACAAUGACAUAAGUUAACACAACUAAUUGGAAGAACGCUUCCCAUCAAACAAUCAGACGUGUUAACUGCUUUCACGAGAAAUAAAAUAGUCUCCUCUUUAGCUUCACUCACUGUGGUUUAAUUUGAAAAGCUUGUACCGGAAGAAGGCGCCAGAAUGUCGACAAUGACAUUAGCAGGGUGCAAAAUGUCGUCCAAACGCCUGUGGGCAGUUUGUUCCCCUGGUCUUGUCUCUCUGACACCGAGGAAUAAAAGUAUGAAAAGUUCAACUGGUGGACGGUGGCUGUCCCACACCGGAACAGGUGUUGACAGGCGGCCAUUGGAGGGUGUCAGAGUGCUGGACCUGACCCGCGUCCUGGCUGGACCCUUCGCCACCAUGAUGCUGGGAGACCUGGGUGCUGAAGUCAUCAAGGUGGAGAAACCAGAUACCGGUGACGACACCCGAGCGUGGGGUCCACCCUUUGUCGGUUCAGAGAGCGUCUACUUCCUCAGUGUCAACCGCAAUAAAAAAAGUGUCGCCGUGGACCUGAAACAUCCCAGAGGAGCCAAGCUCAUCCAGGAGCUUGCAGGUGUGUGCGACGUGCUGAUGGAGAACUUCCUGCCAGGCAAACUUGCUCUGAUGGGUUUAGGAUACGAGGAGCUGAGCAGACGUAACCCUGCGCUGAUCUACUGCUCCAUUUCAGGUUACGGGCAAACGGGUCCUCAAAAUCAGAGUCCAGGCUACGACUCGAUCGCCUCUGCUGUGUCGGGGAUGAUGCACAUCACCGGGUCAGAGGACGGCGAGCCCAUCCGCCCCGGUGUGGCUAUGACGGACUUGGCGACCGGCUUGUACGCGCACGGGGCCGUUAUGGCCGCCCUGCUCCAGCGCCAGCGGACUGGGAGGGGCGCUCACAUCGACUGUGACCUACUGUCCUCUCAGGUCUCGUGUCUCAGCCAUGUUGCUGCCAACUUCCUGAACGGCGGGAAGGAGGCAAGGCGCUGGGGGACGGCCCACGAGAGUAUCGUCCCCUACCAGGGAUUCAGAACCAAAGAUGGCCACAUUGUGGUGGCGGCAGGAAACGACCAACAGUUUGUUAAAGUGUGUCAGGUUCUGCAGCUUCCGGAGCUCACCCAGCAACCAGAAUACAGAACCAACAAGCUCAGAGUCCAAAACCGUAAAGGCCUGGUGGACACUUUGUCACAGAGAUUUCUGCAAGAGACGACGGCUGAUUGGCUGAGAAGGUUUGAGGGCUCAGGUGUUCCUGUCGGGCCAAUCAACAGCAUCCGGGAGGUCUUCUCUGACCCACAGGUGAAACAUAAUGGACUCAUCCAGGAGAUGAACCAUCCCACCGCAGGAUGCAUCACUGUGCCUGGUCCCGCCGUCCGCUACAGCAGCUUCUCCACCCGCGAGCCCACGCCUCCCCCUGUGAUUGGCCAGCACACGGUGCAGGUGCUGCGCCACACCUUGGCCUACAGCGAUGACGUCAUCACAGCUCUCCUGGCGUCGGGGGCGGUGGCCCAGAACAGAGUGUGCUGAUUGGUUUCGGUCCACUUUGUAACGCAAACAAUAAAAAGUUAUCAGCCGAUCACCUUGAAGCCGCUUUCAUCCACUCGGCGGCGUCACACCUGACAGCUGAGUUUACAUUUCUGCUGGCUGUCACGUUAGCGUGCCGCCACUUUGAAUCCGUCCAGCUGCUGAAAUGGUAUCAGAUUUCUUUUUUGGGAUGACUUUAGCAACUGUUCACUAACUUUUAGUGCAGCCAGCCUGUAUGCUAAUGCCAACCCUUGUUCUCCUAGCCCCCCCCCCCCUCUUUCCGACGAGCACGACCUUGCAAGCAGGACGCCGCGGCGGACGCCUCACCUCGUCCUCGCCAGGGCGUUGAGCGGCCGGCUGGCUGCCUGAGCCGUGACCCCGGCAAGUGUGUGAGAGAAAUUCGGAUGAAGGAUUCCGGAAGGCAGAAGCAACGAAGCGUGCCCAGCGUUGCAGUUCACAGUUUAAAGUGCCACAAGGACGGAGGAGAGCGACCCCGACGUGACCCGGCACCUGGCUCGGUUCUGACGUCCCCGCGGGGUUUGCCGGCAUCUAGGAGCAUCCGCACUCGUCCACGAUCAUUUUCUGGAUGUCCUGCUUGAUGAUCUUCUGCUCGGCGUUGUAGUAGAGCAUGGACAUGGCGCGCAGCCGCGUGGGCACGCAGCACGAGCGCGAGUUCUGGAAGGGGCUGUAGCCCCGCAUGCGGUACUGGCUGAUGACCGACGAGUGGAAGGACAGCGCCGAGCCUGUGAUGCUGGUCAUGUGGGACGGACACUCGCCCUCGCAGUAGUUGGCGUGGUAGCCGCUCGGCGCGAUGAUCCAGUCGUUCCAGCCGAUGUCUUUGAAGUUGACGUAAAACUGCCGCUUGCAGCACACGCGCACCUUCCCGUCGCACUCCAGGCCGCGCUUCCUGCGCCGCCGCGCGUCCCCGCCGUCCUCCGGCCGCACCACCGCCAUCAGGAAGGGCCGGUGGGAUUGUUCCCGUUGGCUGCCGCGCUGAGUCGUGUCCGCGCCGCCGGAGACGAGCACCGGCGCGGCGCCGACGCCGGCGCAGAGCGGGCAGGAAACCCUGACGCUUAACUCCGCGGCGUCUGCACGCUCCAGCAGCGCCUGGACCGCCGCCGACACCGGGAAGGUGUGCCAGCCGCUGCGUCGAGUGUCCACCGUUUUCUCCGCCAGGAGGACGUCGUCCUGCGGCGAGGAGGAUCCUGCGCCGUGCUGGAGGAGGCGGAUGGCGACUUUGGCGCGGCUGCGGUUGUUCUUGGCCAAUCGCAGGAAGAGCCACACGUUUGCCUGCUCCACCAGCGACCCCUCGGCCCCGCCGCCAUCUUUGGACAGGACGAAUGUCACCACAUCCCGGGCGUCACCUGAAAGACCGAGGAACAAUCAGAUGCAGGUCUGACCGAGGCCGGAAUGUGCAACGCAGGAAACGCGUCUACGUCGGAGCGUCGGCACGGCGUUGUCAGGUAACGGCGGCAACUGAUGCACAUUUACUAUGUUUGUCUUCUACUACGCGAUCAGACGACCUCGAACGCCUCACUGUGGGAAGCAUUGUGCACGUGGUAGCAUACGUCAGGGGUUCUUAACCUUUUUGACCUCAGGGCCUCAAAUUACAGAGUGGCCCAAACAAAUGUUAUGUUGCGCUAAUAUAAAUGAACUAAAUAAUGAUGAAUAUGUUUCUUAACUAAACUGUCAAUAAAAUUAAAGUGCAAAUAAAACAGCUUCACCACUUU